AUGUGUGCGAUUGUAAAUGCAGCUGGAAACUCUGUACCGCCGGUAUUUGUAUUUCCAAGAGCAAGAUUCCACGAUCAUAUGCUUAAGGGAGCACCAAACGGUUCGAUAGAACUAGCAAAUAGUCCCACAAACGGAUGGAUGACAAGCCAAUUAUUUGUGAAAGUCCUUGACCACCUUCAAAAAUAUUCGAGGUCUACAACGAAUGAUCCAAUUCUUCUACUUCUCGAUAACCAUGAAAGCCAUUGUUCUAUAGACGCCAUAAAGUUCUGCCGGGAAAAUGGCAUUGUUUUGCUCACUUUUCCACCCCACUGCACCCACAAGUUACAGCCGUUAGAUGUUUCAGUCAUAGGACCGUUUAAAAAGAAACUAUCACUUUCACAAAAUGAUUGGCUACUCAACAAUCCAAAGAAGACUAUUACCAUUCAUGACCUACCUUCAAUAGUGACACCGGCAUACAACAAUUCAUUCACACCAGGUCAGGUUUCAGAGCAACAGGGAUCUUUCCCUUUUCACGAAAUGUUUGUAGUGAUGAAGACUUCGAUUGUAGUGAAGUUACUAAAAGGAUCUUUAAUUCCCCAGAAGUGUCUCAACCAUCAAUACCAGGAAACACUGUAA
Molecule: messenger RNA, 615 nt
Organism: Eupeodes corollae
Lineage: Eukaryota; Metazoa; Arthropoda; Insecta; Diptera; Syrphidae
Exons: 1
Coding region: 1-615 (204 amino acids)
Cellular component (GO): nucleus
Molecular function (GO): DNA binding
Source: RefSeq, a predicted model, not a curated record